AUGUGUCUUCUUCAGGGAAUCGUCCACGAAGUGCGUCAGUCAGCUCAGCUCAUGCUGAACCAGCUGUUGCAGCAGCUACGUAGCAACUCCCAACUUCCUGUGUGCCUGCGUGUGAUUGGCUACCUGCGCAGGAUCGACGUGUUCACGGAGGCGGAGCAACGGGUCAAGUUCCUGCAGGCGCGGGGCAGCUGGCAACGGGUCAAGUUCCUGCAGGCGCGGGGCAGCUGGCUCCGUUCCAUCCUGUCCACGGUCCCCGAUGAUGACCCUUACUGCCACAUCACCAAGACCAUCGAGGCCUGUCGCGUGUGUAACCCGGCUUCAGUUAUCUAGCAUUGGAAUGGUUGAAUGAAGGACUGAGGAAACAGGACUGAUGCCCCCUUUUAUUCUCUG
Molecule: messenger RNA, 390 nt
Organism: Salmo salar (Atlantic salmon)
Lineage: Eukaryota; Metazoa; Chordata; Actinopteri; Salmoniformes; Salmonidae
Product: conserved oligomeric Golgi complex subunit 8
Biological process (GO): intra-Golgi vesicle-mediated transport
Cellular component (GO): COG complex
Source: RefSeq, a predicted model, not a curated record